AUGCCUGUGACCGAACUUGCGCUUCUUCACCUGAAGCCCAGUUUCUCUACUGAUAGCCCCAACGUUCAGUCGGCCCUGCGCUUCGCAAGACAUUCAAUGGAAUCCUUCACGGGCUAUCCAUUUUAUCUUUAUACCCAAAUUGAAGACCCCUCUUACAUCUACGUAAUCGGUAGCUGGGGUAGCGUCGCACAACACAUGGAGCAGUGGAUCCCGUCGAAUAAGAACCAAGAGAUUUUGAAAUCCGUUGACGGUAUGCUGGACGUUGAGUGGAUGUUCCAUCUUGACAUUGAUCAGGUGGCAUUGAAGGAUGCUCAACAGGGCGGUAUUCCAUUCUCAGCCCCUCUGAUCGCCAUCGCGAGACGGGACGUUGAUUCAGGGAAGAGGGAGGAUACUGUGGCUAUGUUUGAAAAAAGCAAGCAGCCUUUGUUGAACUUCACAGAACCAUAUUCGAUUUGCAGUGGAUGGAAACUGGAUCAUGAUGCUAACAGCAAAGUCGACAAGGAGGAAUUUGUUCUCUUUUCAGGGUGGUGUGAUACGGCACAUUCCACUGCCUUUUCUCAAAAAGAAGGAGAUAAGGAGUAUAGAGAAGCCAGGGGAUUCCUAGCCACUUUUGAAGUGAAACAUGCAAGACAAUGGCAGAUAUAG
Messenger RNA from Ophidiomyces ophidiicola, 645 nucleotides. RefSeq lists its product as uncharacterized. NCBI's taxonomy places the organism in Eukaryota, Fungi, Ascomycota, Eurotiomycetes, Onygenales, Onygenaceae. The coding region runs from base 1 to 645 and encodes 214 amino acids. The transcript has a single exon. The record is from RefSeq and is a predicted model, not a curated record.